Molecule: messenger RNA, 1161 nt
Organism: Melampsora larici-populina 98AG31
Lineage: Eukaryota; Fungi; Basidiomycota; Pucciniomycetes; Pucciniales; Melampsoraceae
Exons: 6
Coding region: 1-1161 (386 amino acids)
Source: RefSeq, a predicted model, not a curated record
AUGAUCUCUCAACCUGCUAUCAUCAAAGGGCCUCAAACCUUUACAAUUUUCAGCCUGAUUUUCGUUUUAUUUCUGUACUCGAUCCAAAGUCAAAACACUGGUGGCGAUGUUCCUCUGGCUGCUAAACGAUUUCCUUGGCCUAAAAUUCCGUAUCAAGCUGAUACUGGAAAUGGCGAGAGAGGAACUCAAUCUGGGUACAAUAUUUGUAAUGCUACUACUCAGACUCAAGACUCUAAAUGUCAAACAGCUUGGUUAGACUCGAUUGAUGGGUUUUGUUUAUGGGGAGCUCAAGCUCCAAAUUCAAUUGUAGGAGAUAUUGAAGGUGAAGCAGUUGCAUAUUGUACCAAGAAGAAAUACGGAGCACGUAUGAUUCCAGCAGGUGCGAUCCAAGGGAUUCAAUUGACCAGAACCCCCGGAUAUAUUCAAAUAGUAGGACAGAUCGAUCAAACCGUGCUGAAUCUCAAGUCAACUGAUCCAGGAGGAGAAUUAGAUCCACAUGGUGCAGAUCUCAGAGGGAAUCCGUUGGGAGGUUUAGUGUAUUCAACCGCUUUUGGAAAGAAUGCUACUGGUAGUGAUCCAAUCCAAGUGAUUGAAUGGACAAGUUUUGUCGGAUCAAAUACGUUUUGUUUCAAAGCAUGUGAUCCAGCCGGACCUGAUGCAGCUAAAUUAUGUGAACAUAUCUAUGAUCGAAUCGGUUGUGAAUAUAAUAUGCCAGCAAAUUAUGCUGCAAUCAAAGGAACCUUUCAAUCAUGUAAAGGUGUCAAUCAAUUACCAGUAGGUGUUUAUAUAGAAAAUGGAGUACAAAAAACUUGGUCUCAACCACCUGAAUCUGCUGGACAAAUCAAACUUAGUGAUAUUCCAUAUAAACCUUGGAUCCCUACUGUGACAGAUUGUCAAUCUUAUGAUCCAGCCACAUUGUUCAACGAACUACCAAGUGCUCCUACAUCGCCAAAACAAACAACUAUAAGCAGUGAUCAAACCGUUUCAAUCACAAAUAACACAGGGAUAAGCAGUGAUCAAACCGUUUCAAUCACAAAUAACACAGGGAGAGAAAUCUCACGUGCAAAAUCAGAUGGUGUAACUUUAGUUCUUUCACGUACGAUCAUCCUGAGUUCCUUUUGCGCCAGUUUUAUUGGAAUUGGUUUCUCACUCAUUCUUUGA